CGACAGGACCUCGGCCACGGGACCCAAAAAUUCGUUUUCAUUCCCAGACUUAUUGGUCUGUUAUUCAGAGGGCUUCCCAAUAUAUAUGGUAUAUAUUCUGAUGAUCCACAGUGAAGUACAGUUGUUGAAACUGGGAACUUAGAAGCCUCUGCUUCGUAUUCUCUCUCUCUCUCUGCAGCGCCCAUGGCGAAGAAGUACGUGAGAGAGAAUGUACCGCUUUCUAGAUUUGGCGUAUUGGUGGCGCAGUUGGAGUCCAUUGUCGCCUCCUCAUCUCAGCAGCCUCCCGAGGCUCUUCUCUGCUUCGAUCUCCUCUCAGAUCUCAUCUCCGCCAUCGACGAAGAACCUAAGGAAUCUAUCCUGCUGUGGCAAAGGAAAUGUGAGGAUGCGCUUUAUUCUCUGCUUAUUCUCGGUGCUCGAAGGCCGGUGCGGCAUUUGGCAUCAGUGGCAAUGGCGAGGAUUAUUUCAAAGGGAGACACGAUUUCAAUAUACUCAAGAGCGAGCACCCUCCAGGGGUUUCUCUCUGAUGGAAAGAGAAGCGAGCCUCAGCGCCUUGCAGGUGCUGCACAGUGCUUGGGAGAAUUAUAUCGCCUUUUUGGUAGAAGGAUCACUUCGGGUUUACUUGAAACGACUAUUAUUGCAACAAAACUUAUGAAGUUUCAUGAGGAGUUUGUAAGACUAGAAGCUCUACAUAUGCUUCAGAAUGCAUUGGAAGGCUCAGGUGGUAGUGCCGCUCCUUCAGCAUAUUCUGAGGCUUUCCGUCUCAUCAUGCGGUUUGCUGUUGGUGAUAAAUCAUUUAUUGUUAGAAUAGCUGCUGCAAGGUGUCUGAGGGCAUUUGCCAACAUUGGUGGACCAGGUUUAGGAGCUGGAGAAUUUGACAAUUCUGCCUCUUAUUGUGUCAAGGUUCUUGAUGAUCCUGUUUCAUCUGUCCGGGAUGCCUUUGCUGAAGCUUUGGGUGCAUUGGUUGCUCUUGGAAUGAAUCCUGAGGCACAGGUGCAACCAAAAGGAAAAGGUCAUGUUACUCCAACAAAAAAACUUGAAGGUGGUUUGCAGAGAUACUUAGUUUUGCCUUUUGUGAAAGCCAGUGGAGUUCGGUUGAAGAACAUCCGAAUUGGCCUAACCUUUUCGUGGGUAUUUUUUUUACAGGCCAUUCGUCUGAAGUAUUUGCAUCCAGAUAGUGAGCUUCAAAACUUCGCUUUGCAGAUCAUGGACAUGCUUCGAGCUGAUAGUUCUGUUGAUGCACAAGCACUGGCAUGUGUUCUCUAUAUUCUUCGAGUUGGUGUGACGGAUCAGAUGACAGAACCCACUCAAAGGAGUUUUUUAGUUCUUCUUGGGAAGCAGCUUCAAUCUCCUGAUCUUAGUCCUUUCAUGGCAGUUGCUGCUUUGCGUACUUUGUCAUAUACUCUGAAAACACUGGGAGAGGUCCCAUUGGAAUUCAAGGAAGUUCUUGAUAAUACAGUUGUUGCAGCAAUGUUUCAUUCUUCACAGCUUGUACGCAUCGAGGCUGCUUUGACACUGCGGGCAUUGGCUGAGGUUGAUCCCACCUGUGUUGGUGGUUUGGUUUCUUAUGGGGUGACAACACUAAAUGCCUUAAGAGAAAAUGUUUCAUUUGAAAAGGGAAGCAAUCUGAGAGUUGAGCUUGAUUCUUUGCAUGGACAAGCUGCUGUUUUAGCAGCUUUGGUAUCCAUUUCGCCAAAGUUACCUCUUGGCUAUCCAGCCAGAUUGCCUAGAUCAGUGCUUGAAGUUUCAAAAAAAAUGCUGUUGGAAUCUAGUCGGAACCCUGUGGCAGCCACUGUUGAAAAAGAAGCUGGAUGGUUACUUCUAUCAUCAUUAUUAGCUUCUAUGCCAAAGGAGGAGCUUGAAGAUGAGGUUUUUGAUAUUCUUUCCUUGUGGGCUUCUCUAUUUAGUGGAAAUCCAGAACAUCAAAUUAUGCGAACUGGAGAUUUGAGUUCCAGCAUAUGUGUAUGGUCUGCUGCAGUUGAUGCGCUUACUGCAUUUGUAAAAUGCUUUGUUCCAUCCAACACUCUGAACAAUGGUAUUUUACUUCAGCCAGUGCUACUAUACCUCAGUAGGGCUUUAUCCUAUAUAUCAUUCCUAGCAGCCAAAGAACUCCCAAAUGUGAAGCCUGAACUGGAUAUAUUCAUUAUCAGAACAUUAAUAGCUUAUCAGUCUCUUCCUGAUCCAAUGGCAUAUACAAGUGAACAUGCUCAGAUUCUUCAAUUAUGUACAACUCCAUUUAGGGAUGCUUCUGGAUGUGCAGAAAGCUCAUGCUUGAGGUUGCUGCUUGACAAUAGAGACGCAUGGUUGGGUCCUUGGACUCCUGGAAGGGAUUGGUUUGAAGAUGAACUUCGUGCUUUUCAAGGUGGAAAAGAUGGCCUUGUGCCUUGUGUUUGGGAGAGUGAAGUUUCUAGUUUUCCUCAGGUACGCAUCGAGGCUGCUUUGACACUGCGGGCAUUGGCUGAGGUUGAUCCCACCUGUGUUGGUGGUUUGGUUUCUUAUGGGGUGACAACACUAAAUGCCUUAAGAGAAAAUGUUUCAUUUGAAAAGGGAAGCAAUCUGAGAGUCGAGCUUGAUUCUUUGCAUGGACAAGCUGCUGUUUUAGCAGCUUUGGUAUCCAUUUCGACAAAGUUACCUCUUGGCUAUCCAGCCAGAUUGCCUAGAUCAGUGCUUGAAGUUUCAAAAAAAAUGCUGUUGGAAUCUAGUCGGAACCCUGUGGCAGCCACUGUUGAAAAAGAAGCUGGAUGGUUACUUCUAUCAUCAUUAUUAGCUUCUAUGCCAAAGGAGGAGCUUGAAGAUGAGGUUUUUGAUAUUCUUUCCUUGUGGGCUUCUCUAUUUAGUGGAAAUCCAGAACAUCAAAUUAUGCGAACUGGAGAUUUGAGUUCCAGCAUAUGUGUAUGGUCUGCUGCAGUUGAUGCGCUUACUGCAUUUGUAAAAUGCUUUGUUCCAUCCAACACUCUGAACAAUGGUAUUUUACUUCAGCCAGUGCUACUAUACCUCAGUAGGGCUUUAUCCUAUAUAUCAUUCCUAGCAGCCAAAGAACUCCCAAAUGUGAAGCCUGAACUGGAUAUAUUCAUUAUCAGAACAUUAAUAGCUUAUCAGUCUCUUCCUGAUCCAAUGGCAUAUACAAGUGAACAUGCUCAGAUUCUUCAAUUAUGUACAACUCCAUUUAGGGAUGCUUCUGGAUGUGCAGAAAGCUCAUGCUUGAGGUUGCUGCUUGACAAUAGAGACGCAUGGUUGGGUCCUUGGACUCCUGGAAGGGAUUGGUUUGAAGAUGAACUUCGUGCUUUUCAAGGUGGAAAAGAUGGCCUUGUGCCUUGUGUUUGGGAGAGUGAAGUUUCUAGUUUUCCUCAGCCGGACACUAUAAGGAACUUGUUGGUGAACCAGAUGCUCCUCUGCUUUGGAAUCAUGUUUGCUUCUCAGGACAAUGGUGGGAUGAUGUCACUUCUUGGCAUGCUUGAACAGUGUCUAAAAACUGGAAAAAAGCAACUAUGGCAUGCAGCCAGUGUCACGAACAUAUGUGUGGGGUUACUUGCUGGAUUAAAGGCUUUGCUUGCAUUACGCUCCCAUGGAUUAGGAUUGGAGAUAUUAAAUUCAGCACAGGCUAUCUUUCAGAAUAUUCUGGCAGAAGGAGACAUUUGUGCAUCACAACGUAGAGCAUCAUCAGAAGGUCUUGGUCUUUUAGCUCGUCUUGGAAAUGAUAUGUUUACUGCAAGAAUGACAAGAUCGCUACUUGGCGAUCUAACUGGAGCAACUGAUUCAAACUAUGCUGGAUCAAUUGCUGUUGCGCUUGGUUGUAUUCAUAGAAGUGCAGGAGGAAUGGCGUUGUCAACUUUAGUACCUGCAACUGUCAGCUCCAUAUCUUCACUGGCAAAAAGUGCAAUAUCUAGUUUAAAGAUAUGGUCUUUGCAUGGGCUUCUUUUGACCAUUGAAGCUGCUGGUUUGUCCUAUGUAUCUCAUGUUCAGGCAACACUUGGCCUUGCUAUGGACAUUCUUUUGUCUGAGGAGAAUGUGUGGAUUGAUCUUCAGCAGGGUGUGGGCCGCCUUAUAAAUGCUAUUGUUGCUGUUCUUGGUCCUGAACUUGCACCAGGCAGUAUUUUCUUUUCACGCUGCAAGUCUGUGAUCGCAGAGAUAAGCUCCUGGCAAGAAACAUCGACUCUUCUUGAGAGUGUUCGCUUUACCCAGCAACUUGUUCUUUUUGCUCCACAAGCUGUUUCUGUUCACUCCCAUGUGCAAACUCUUCUCCCGACGCUGUCCUCAAGACAGCCAACUCUAAGGCAUCGGGCUGUCUCCACUAUACGGCACCUAAUAGAAAAGGACCCAGUUUCCGUUAUUGAUGAACAAAUAGAAGAUAACUUGUUUCAUAUGCUGGAUGAAGAAACUGAUUCUGAGAUUGGGAAUUUGGUGCGUAACACAAUUAUGCGAUUGCUUUAUGCAUCAUGUCCUUUGCGACCAUCCCAUUGGAUAUCAAUAUGUCGUAACAUGGUUCUUGCUACGUCAACAAGAAGAAAUGCUGGGAUGAGUAGCAAUGUGGACCAUGAUCCUUCAAAUGGUGUAGAAGGUGAAGCCACGCUGAAUUUUGGAGAUGAUGAUGAAAACAUGGUUUCCAGCUCUAAAGGGAUGGCAAUAGAUGCUUACACUGUUAGCCCGAAUAGAGAUACGCUUCUCAGAUACCGAACAAGACUUUUUGCUGCUGAGUGUUUGAGUUGCCUACCUGUAGCUGUAGGAACAAAUCCUUCACAUUUUGAUCUAUCAUUGGCAAGGAGACAACGUGUUACUGGACAGGGUUCCUCUGAUUGGCUAGUCCUCCAUAUACAAGAGCUAAUAUCACUUGCUUAUCAGAUAAGCACAAUCCAGUUUGAGAGCAUGCAGCCAAUUGGUGUGGGACUUCUUUGUAGCAUUGUGGAGAAGUUUGAAAUGACAUCAGACCCUGAGCUUCCUGGACAUCUUCUGCUGGAACAGUAUCAGGCCCAGUUAGUAUCUGCUGUUCGCAUUGCCUUGGAUACAUCCUCUGGGCCUAUUCUUUUGGAGGCAGGCUUGAAACUGGCUACUAAGAUGCUGACAAGCGGAAUUAUUAGUGGGGAUCAAGUUGCAGUUAAGCGCAUCUUUUCAUUGAUUUCACGCCCACUGGAUGACUUCAAGGACCUUUAUUAUCCUUCGUUUGCAGAAUGGGUAUCAUGUCAGAUACAAAUAAGGCUUCUUGCUGCUCAUGCCUCUCUCAAAUGUUAUACAUAUGCAUUCCUGAGGAGGCACCACACUGGGGUCCCAGAUGAGUAUCUAGCACUGCUACCAUUGUUUGCAAAAAGUUCUAGAAUUCUUGGAAAGUACUGGAUUUGGAUUCUGAAGGACUACAGUUACAUCUGCUUCCGGUUGCAUCUUAAGAGAAAUUGGAAACCUUUCCUUGAUGGGAUCCAAUCACCUUUCGUUUCAUCAAAGUUGCACCCAUGUUUAGAUGAAACCUGGCCUGUAAUUUUACAAGCACUGGCACUGGAUGCAGUUCCUAUGAAUCUUGAUAUAAGUGGAACCAAACAAGCCAUUGAAAAUGAAUCAGCAAAUGCCACAGUAUCUGGGUACAGCAUGGUUGAAUUAGAGCCGGAAGAAUUUCGGUUUUUAUGGGGCUUUGCACUACUGGUUCUAUUUCAAGGACAACAACCUAGCCCUGGUAAACAAAUAAUACCACUGGGUUCUGCGAAGGCUAAACCGAGUGGAGAUUCACCAGUUGAAGAAACGAAUCCUCCGGGUUUGAAGUUGUAUGAGAUUGUGUUGCCAGUGUUCCAGUUUCUGGCAAUGGAAAGGUUUUUCAGUAUGGGAUUUCUUACCAUUGAUAUUUGCCAAGAACUGUUGCAGGUUUUCUCAUAUUCCAUUCACAUGGAACAAUCAUGGAUAAGUCUUGCGAUAUCUGUUUUAUCACAGAUUGUGCAGAACUGCCCUGAAGAUUUUCUUGAAACAGAGAAUUUUGCCUACUCGGCAAUGGAACUUUGUUCAGCCUACCUUUUUAGAGUCUUUCAGAGUGCUGAUGCAAUUUCACCAGAUCAAUCAAACUGGGAAGACUUGAUUUCUCCAUUAUUUACGACUGUGAAAACACUAUUGGGACACUUUGAACCUAAGAAGCAAUUAAAAUCAGUGUUGGCCUUUUUGUUGAUUGGUUAUAAGUGCAUCAGGGCAGCUUCAACUGAGUCAAGCUGCUCAAAAGUUCAUGAUUUUGUGCAGUAUGCCUGUUCUUUAUUCAAGAAACAUGUUGAUGAUAAGUCCAAACUUGGUGAUGAUUUUGUUCUCCAUUUGAAGACAAUUCUUCAAGCAUGUCUGAAAGAGGUUGCAAAGUUGACUAGGGACUGUGUCGAGGCCAUUCAUCUAGUUGAGAAAAAAAGGUCCAACUUACAUAAAAUGCUGCAAAUGAAGCUGGCAUUCUCUCUUGAACAAAUAUAUUUAUUUGCCAAGCAGGCUCAUGAAAUUGAAUGUCUCAGAGAGAAUGAAGAUAGUAACCCCUAUUUCACUUUGCUAAAACAUUGCAUGGAAUGUUUCCAAGUUGUUCUCACGGAUUUCAAUAUACAGGUUCAAUUAAUUGGGAUGCAAGUUUUAAAAAGCAUCGUACAGAGAGGCACCAAUUUGGAAAGCAACUCCUUCCUAGUAUUCUUUGCUGGGGAGCUUUUUGUAGUUCUCUUCACUACAAUCCAGAAUACAUUGAAGAAACCCAUAACCAGGGAAUCAGUGGCCAUUGCUGGUGAGUGCUUGAGAAUCUUAUUGCUUCUGCAAACACUGUCCAAAUCCAGUGAGUGUCAGCGAGGUCUUAUUCAUCUGCUUCUGGAGGCCAUUGUCAUGAUUUUUUCAGCAUCAGAGGAUGGUCCUUCUGUGGAGGUCAAUGAUAUCAGAAGCACUGCCAUAAGGCUUGUUUCUCAUCUUGCUCAAAUGCCUUCCUCAGUAGUUCACUUCAGGGAUGUCUUGUUAGCAAUGCCUUUGACUCACAGGCAGCAACUUCAGGGUAUUAUACGUGCUUCUGUAACACAAGAUCACAGUUCAAUACAGAUGAAGCCCCCAACCCCAUCUCUAGAGAUUAAGUUACCAAUGCAAACAGAAGGACAGAGAGAGAAAGCUUCCCUACAAGUGCAAACAGAGGAAAGUAGAGAGAAAGUGUCCCCACAACCAUCCACCCCAGUGCAUUCUGAUGUGAACAGCGAGGAAGAGGAUGAAGAUGAUUGGGAUGCUUUCCAGUCUUUUCCUGCCUCAACAAAUGCUGCUGCAUCUGAUUCAAAAGUGGAAAUUGUUGCAGAAGAAUAUACACCGGCUGAAAAUUCUCUUGUCUCCAAUUUUGAUACUAAAGAUGAUGACUUUCAAAAGUACACUGCUUCCGAAUCUUUCGACAGUGUGAAAGAGGCUGUUGCUGAAGAUAAUGAAGAGACCAGGAAAGAGGAAAUGAUAUCUGAUAACCUAGGUGACACAAAUGAGGUUGAAAAAAUCCAUGAUUCAGGAACUAACCAUCAAACCCAAGAAUACUCUGCUUCCCAAUCUUUCAACCAGGUGAAAGAGAGAAUGGGUGAAGGUCAUGGAGAGACCAGUAUAGAAGUGAUAUCUGAUACCCUUGGUGGCACAAAUGAGAUAGAAGAACAUCAUCACCAUCAAGAGAGAGGAGCAAUGUCAACCCAAGAAAAUAAAGGUCAGGCCUUGGCUGAUCUUGGACCUACUAAAGAUUCUGGAGAAUUGAGAGCAGUGAAUUUAGUGGAGGAUCAACAGUGGAGCAAUGACAGCCAUGUCAAUAUAAAUGAAAUUCAGGCUUCCUCAGAUCCUUUAUCUCAUGAAAGAAUUUCUGACUCUGAAUCCUAUGGAGAAGCAGAUGGUAAAACUGAUAGUGAGGAGCAUCAAGAGAGUGAUAAACCUUCAGGUUUACAAAAAGGCCAAGAUGAAGCUGACGGAAAGUAAGGGUAGUCGUAGAGAAAUUUUGUGGAACAAACUGUUGUGUUUGGCACCACGGGCAAUCAAUUCUGUUUUGGAAAUAGAUCCAUGGUCGUAGCAGUCCUUAAUCAGAUCCCAAGGGAGUCUAUUACAUUCUGUUUCUAGAGCUGCAGAAGCAUGAUGGAGGAGUGUACAAUCGUUGGGAGCUCAUUUCUACCUUUUUCUCUUGAGUAAUCUGUAUGUCGUAUUUCAGAUCAGCAUGCGCCAGGAUAUCCUAUUCUUUUCCUGAGACUGCAAAAAGUUUAGAAUUCUUGAAUUGCCCAUAUUUUGGUAUCAUAAAAAAAGAAAUCCCCAUAUUUAAGUUAGUGAUAUUUACCAUGUUGUCCAGAAGGAUGUAACACCAAAAGAAAAAAAGAAACCAAUGUUCUAACAUUUGUCAUUUUGAGCUUGUAAUGAGAGCAGAUAUGGUCCUCUUUGUUUCCACAAGAAAAAAUAUUUUGCCUUGGACCCUCAA
Molecule: messenger RNA, 8395 nt
Organism: Vitis riparia (riverbank grape)
Lineage: Eukaryota; Viridiplantae; Streptophyta; Magnoliopsida; Vitales; Vitaceae
Product: protein SWEETIE
Exons: 56
Coding region: 184-7908 (2574 amino acids)
Biological process (GO): carbohydrate metabolic process
Source: RefSeq, a predicted model, not a curated record